This is a messenger RNA of Acanthamoeba castellanii str. Neff, 1527 nucleotides long. RefSeq names its product glycoside hydrolase family protein. NCBI's taxonomy places the organism in Eukaryota, Discosea, Longamoebia, Acanthamoebidae. The transcript has 11 exons. The record is from RefSeq and is a predicted model, not a curated record. Gene Ontology annotation, molecular function: hydrolase activity, hydrolyzing O-glycosyl compounds. The coding region runs from base 1 to 1527 and encodes 508 amino acids. Gene Ontology annotation, biological process: carbohydrate metabolic process.
AUGCGUCGCAUUUCGCUGAUGACACUGGUGAGCCUGGCCUUCGUCCUGCUGGCUGUCGCCGCCGCUCUUUCCGCCCCGUCGACCCGCUCGUUCGAGUCCGUCGACGCCGCCGGCUCCCUCAACUUUGUUGUUGAUGCCAACAAGCCCACGAUUCAGUGGAAGCACUACUGGAAGGAGUGCGUGGGUUCGGGCCACGCCCUGCUUGCCCUCCGCGAGGACUACCGCGCCCACCUCGAGAUGGCCCGCCGCGACCUCGGCGUCAAGUUUGUGAGGUUCCAUGGCAUUUAUGAUGACGACCUUUCGACGCUGCUGUCGGUCGAUGCCAGCGGAAAGCAGACCUACUCGUUCUUCAACCUGGACUCCAUCUACGACUUCCUCCUCUCCAUCGGGAUGAAGCCCUACGUCGAGCUCAGCUUCAUGCCGGAGGCGCUGGCGUCCAACUCGACGUACGUGUUCCACUACAAGGGCAACACCUCGCCGCCCAAGGACUACGAGAAGUGGACCGACCUGGUGACUGCCCACAUCCGUCACACCAUCGAGCGCUACGGCAUUGAUGAGGUGAGGUCGUGGUACUUUGAGGUGUGGAACGAGCCCAACCUGGACUUCUGGACCGGCACUCAGGCCGACUACUUCAAGCUCUACAGCUACACCUCGCGCGCCAUCAAGCAGAUCGACUCGCGCCUCCGUGUCGGCGGCCCCGCCACCGCCCAGAGCCAGUGGAUCCCCGCCUUCAAGUCCUUCGUCCUGGCCAACAACCUGCCGCUCGAUUUCAUCUCGACGCACGAGUACCCGACCGACGUGCAGCCGCUCCAGCGCGACAUCAUGAAGAAGGUGUUCACCAAGGCGAGGGAGGAGGCCAGCCCCUUCCCCGUGAUCUACUCCGAGUACAACAGCGGCCUCUUCUACCCCGGCAAGCACGAUGACCCCUACGCCUCGGCAUUCGUCAUGUACAACGUGCAGGAGGUCCAGGACAUCGUCGAGUUCAUGUCCUACUGGACUUUCUCCGACAUCUUCGAGGAGGGCGGUUUCGACUCGCUCCCCUUCCACCAGGGAUUCGGCCUGAUGACCAUCCACCAGGUCCCCAAGCCCGCCUACAGGGCGUUCGAGAUUCUGCACCGCACGGGCAGGGAGCGCAUGGCUGUUUCGGGUCCCGACCACCCGACGGUGGGCACCUUCGCCAUCCUCAACCAGGAGAAGAAGGAGGUGAUCAUCAUCGCCUACAACCACAACAUUCCCAACAACCCCAUCAAGACCGAGACCGUCACCAUCACCGUCAGCGGCCUGCCCUUGUCGGCUAACGGCUACGGUACGCUGGAGCGCAUCGACGACACCCACUGCAAUGCGGCGGCGGCGUGGAAGGCGGUGGGCAGCCCCGCGUACCUCGAUCGCGAGCUGGUCCACCUCCUCCGUCGAGAGAGCGAGCUCCAGCAGGAGAAGAUCAGCUACACCCGCAACUCCUCGGCGAUCACGUUUGAUUCGUUCUACCUGCCCGCCCAGGGUGUGGCCGCCAUCACCCUUCGCUUCUAG